Messenger RNA from Capsicum annuum, 816 nucleotides. RefSeq names its product auxin-responsive protein SAUR32-like. The record is from RefSeq and is a predicted model, not a curated record. NCBI's taxonomy places the organism in Eukaryota, Viridiplantae, Streptophyta, Magnoliopsida, Solanales, Solanaceae. Gene Ontology annotation, biological process: response to auxin. Bases 76 to 468 code for a protein of 130 amino acids. The transcript has a single exon.
AGCUCUACAAGAAACUCAAACCAAAUCUUAAAAUUCACUAUAUUAUAAAACAUUAUAUUAAUUAAGCUCAAAAAUAUGGUGAAGUCCAAGAUAAUUAAGAAGUUAUUGAAGGCUCAAUAUCUUCAUCAAUUGAUUCCAAAUUCCAAAAAAAGGUCACAUAGUAAUAGUAUUACUAGUGCUAUUGAUGAUCAAUUUCGCGAUGAAACAACACAUGGCGAGACAUCAUUGGUGCCAAAUGAUGUGAAAGAAGGAUACUUUGCUGUUUUUUCGGUGAAUCCCGAAGAGGAACCAACAAGGUUUGUGGUGGAACUGCAUUGGUUAACGCAUCCGUCUUUCUUGGAAUUAUUGAAGAAAGCUGAAGAUGAAUAUGGAUUUAGGUAUGAAGGUGUUCUUGAAUUCCCUUGUCGUGCCGAGGAAUUGGAGAAGGUUCUUGCUACUGAAUGUUCGAACAAAGUUUCACGUUGGUAGCUGGAAUGAUUUACUGGAUGUUCGGCCAAAGUUUCAUGUUGAUAGUUGGAAAGAUUAAGAUGCUACAAAUUUAUACGUAUAAGGUGUAAGGUCAUUUGGGAAUAAUUGUGCGAACUUGCCACUAGUGCUUACAAGUUGUUACAAAGACAUCAAAGUGAUGCAAUAGUUCUACUCCGUCUGCUUUAUUUUAUGUGUUUUAGUUUGACCAGUUACAAAAAAAAUACUGGAAUAGUAUCUUAAACUAAAGAUGUGUGUGGUGUGUCUAAAUUGAUUUACAAACGUUAUUUGUGUUUGUUCAAUUACUUUUCGUGCUGAGGAAUUGGAGAAGGUUCUUGCUAUUGGAUGUUC